CAUUGUGGGCCGGAGAGCUGAGUCCCUGCUGAGUCUGCAGGUCUCGGCUUGCACAGUGGAAUCACCUGCGGGGCUUCUGCAGGCCUGAGCCUCGGCUGCCUACAGACAGUGACCUCGGAACUUCUGGGCGAGGGGCAGCGGAAAGGGUCCUGUGUGAAGCUCCCACAUGAUUCCAGUGAGCGGCCACCGUGCAGACCUGCUCCCUUACCUUCACUCCAACCCAGCAUGGCAGGCUCAAGUAGCACUUGGUCAUCCGGCAAGCAUCUGUUUAAAGUCAUCCUGAUGGUCCUAGUGGCCCUUGUCCUCCUCCACUCAGCGUUGUCUGAGUCCGCUCAGGACUUUGUGCUACCCGGCCAACAGAAGAGGGAGGUCCCACUCGAUCUCUUGAGCCAGACAGGACGGUCCGUGCGGAGAACCCUGGAUGCCUGGGUUGGGCCGGAGACCAUGCACCUGGUUUCUGAGACCGUGUCCCAGGUGAUGGGCGUCGUCUCCUCAGCCAUCUCUGUGGGCUUCUUCGCUCUGUCUGGGAUCUCCGCACAGCUGCUGAAUGCCCUGGGACUCGACGGAGAUCACCUCACCCAGGGCCUGAAGCUCAGCCCCAGCCAGGUCCAGACCUUUCUGCUGUGGGGAGGGGCGGCCCUGGUCAUCUAUUGGCUUCUGUCUCUCAUCCUCGGCUUGCUCUUGGCCUUGUUGGGGCGGAUCCUGUGGGGCCUGAAGCUUGUCCUCUUCCUGGUCGGCUUUGUGGCCCUGGUGAGGUCGGUGCCCGACCCUUCCACCAGGGCCUUGCUCCUCCUGGCCUUGCUGACCCUUUACGCUUUGCUGAGCCGGCUCACUGGGAGCCGAGCCUCGGGGGCCCAGCUGGAGGCCAAGAUUCGGGCGCUGGAGCGCCAGGUGGAGGAGAUGCGCUGGCGGCAGAGGCGAGCAGCCAAGGGGACCCGGGGCGUGGAAGAGGAGUGAGAAGGACGCCUGGCAAUGCCACCUUCGUCAUACCAAAGAGCUGAGCUGCUUCUGGGCCGCUGGACCUCCUUCCAGCCCCACGCCCCUCUCUUGCCCUGUCUCUGAACCCUCAGAACUUUGAUCUCUGCACCAGACCCCCUAGCUGAGAGGGAGGACGACCAUUCCCCCUGCUGGUCUUCUCUCUGGGGUUGGUUUGUUCUCUUACCCCUUUCUUGGCCCACCCCCACCCACCCGCCACCUGUCUCAGCCAGGGUAGCUUGGAGAGCAGCCUUCCCGCUCCCCCCAGCUUUUGCAUCUGCCCUCAGCAGACGUCACUACCCCUGGCUGCCUGUGAUUCUGCCACCAUCUUGCCUUCUUGCUGUUGCUGUUGCUCUCUGUCCUUCUCUUGCCUGUCUUUUGCCGAGUCCCAACUCCCUUCCUGUUUGUCUCCUUCCAGCCCUGUGCUCCAACCAAACCACUGUCCCUCAAAGCCUGCUCCUGUCCCCUUCAUUGCCCAGUGUGGGAAAGAGGCAGGGUAUAUGGGACUUGAGGGGAAGAGAAAUGGGGAUGUUCCCCCAUGGGGCUGGGGGUGAGAUGUACAUUGAGUCUGUUACAAGUGCCUUAAUCCGAGCCGGUGGGCCCUCCGCCUGCCUGCUGCCCCGCUGCAUAUAAGAAAGCAUGCUGUGGUCACUCCGAGUCAAGGAAGAGAGUGGUUCCUCUCAGGACCUUGAUUCCCCCUGCAGCCAAAGCAAAAGGUGACUACUUUGUAGGCUGUGCCUGCACAUAGGACUGUGUGGUGGCUGUCAGAUCCCCUGUGGGAAUUCCAGGGACCUGAGGAGGAAGGAGGACUCCUCUGUCUGCAAAGCUCCAGGCGGGUCUCCAUCUCUGUCUCCACUCACUGCCACCAAGGAGUCGCUGACCAGGGCCCACUCCAGUGGCCUGGGAGAAUCAUGGAGCAGAUACACCAGAAAUGGCACCACAGCCCUUUCCCCUCACGCUCUGCAGGGAGCAGGGGGAGCCCACAGACCCCACUCCACUCCACCAGGGCUCUCCGACGUCCUUAGAGGCUCUCCCAGCGGUGCGCACCUGACCCACGUGACGGGAAGAGGGAAUAAAUGCCCAGUUCUCACUGUUGAGGCCCAGCGUGGAAUCACAGCUGCAGCGAUAUAUAUUUUUAUCAGUGCUUGGUUGGUUCUAAAUAAAGUGCUCGCCAUUUUAUUAUCUUGUUCUGUAUAACA
Artibeus jamaicensis (Jamaican fruit-eating bat) is the source of this 2174-nucleotide messenger RNA. RefSeq names its product transmembrane protein 109 (gene TMEM109). Gene Ontology annotation, biological process: intrinsic apoptotic signaling pathway in response to DNA damage by p53 class mediator; cellular response to gamma radiation. Lineage: Eukaryota; Metazoa; Chordata; Mammalia; Chiroptera; Phyllostomidae. Bases 226 to 957 code for a protein of 243 amino acids. The transcript has 4 exons. The record is from RefSeq and is a predicted model, not a curated record.